CAAAUUUUGUUAUCACCCUUCAAGAAAAACAAAGAAAAAAACAAGAAAAAAAUAUUGAGGAAAAGAAAGUAAAACAUAGCACAGUUUGUGGGGGUGGCUGGUGGGGGCUCCACACUCCAGGAAAAACAAAGAAAGAGAAAGAAGAAGAAAAGAAAAGAAAAUCUCUGGUAAAUUUUGUAAAGAAAAAAGGAUUAAGAAGUCAAAAACUUGAAGGCCCCCCACUCAUGAGAGAGAGACCAAAGAUGGUGGAAGAGAUGGAAUUACUGCUCUGAGAUCAUCCUGUGAAAAAAGGGCAGUAAUAGAAAAAAAAAAUCUGGGUUUUUUUCUUUUUUUUUUUUGGUUUUGUUUGUUUCAAAUUCCACACUUUUUUACAUAUUUUUUCUGUGCUGCCUUUUUGAGUCUCUAUCAGAAACCUUCUCUCCACCAUCACCACCGCCCAACUAUCAAGAACGUACUUUCUUUUUAUACUUUUCAUUUAUUCAGAGAAAAUUCCAUUAUUACCACUUCAACAACAGUAUCGAAGAAGGAGAAAAAGUUUUGAUUUUGUGCACCCUUUAUGGUAAUUUCAACUUUUUCUUUAUUGCUUCGGAGACUUUUCUUGGAUUGCUUGCUCUCAACGUCAUUCUGUCGCCAACAUUUCUUCAUUUUCUUUUUGCAUUUUUUUUCAGCUUCUCUGGAGAUUGAAAGGAGAAGUUGAGUUUCUGUUUUUGAUAAUGCACAUGCAAUUGUCAAGAAAAACGGUGUUGUAAGAUCAAAUAAAAAAAGGGAAAAAUGAGAGACCCUGAUGUGAUCAUCACUAAAGGCGUUGAAUUUAUCUUUUUUUGUAAUAUAGUUUUGUAGUAAAAAAGUUGCAUUCUUUCACGUUUUCUUGUAAACCCAAAGGGAACGCAGGGAAAUUUUUUUCUCUUUUGUUGUUGUUGUUAUUGUUUCGGUUUGUAGAGGUGCAUUGUAUAAGGAAAACCUGGCGAUUCUGUAUAGCGUCCUCCGCCACUGCUGUAUUUGGCCUAUCAAGCAAUGGGGGUUGGAUGGAACCCAGUUGGAUUCGUUUUGUUAAGCUUCUUGUUCUUGAUUCCAAGUUUCAUGAUUCAAGAGUCUUUGGCUAUUAACUCUGAUGGUAAUUCCUUUUUCUGGUAUUUCUGUUUGUUUACUUUUUUUAACAAUGCUGUUCAAUUUAUUGUUUGUUUUCUUUUUUUACUUGUUUGUUUGAUUUUAAAUGAAUUUGGGGAUGCAGGUUUGGCUUUGUUAGAAUUUCGAGCGAGAAUUGAUUCUGAUCCUUGUGGUUUGUUUGCAAAUUGGAAUUCCAAUGACAGCACACCAUGCAUGUGGUUUGGGGUUCAUUGUGUUGACAGUAAAGUGCAAAUGCUGGAUUUGAGUGCUCUUUCAUUGGAAGGAACAUUGGCGCCCGAGCUAGGGAAAUUAAGCAACUUAAGAUCACUUGUGCUCUAUAAAAACCAUUUCUCUGGUGCCAUUCCAAAGGAGUUUGGAGAGCUUACAAGGCUGGAACUAUUGGAUUUGAGGGAAAAUAACUUGAGUGGAACAAUUCCGGCAGAGAUAGGCAAAAUGCUGUCUCUAAAACGCUUGUUACUUUAUGACAACAAAUUUGAGGGCGGAAUUCCUUCAGAUCUUGGGGGGCUAAACCUGCUCUCUGAACUGCAGUUUGAUGAAAAUCUUACAUUGAUAUUGGCUACUGGAAUUGGCUGUGUAAAUAGAAAGUUUGGACUUUGCACAUGGCAGAGCAGUUUGAAACAACUGAACAGAGGUGGAUCAUUAUUCAUUCCAAUUAAAAGAGCUCUUACACAUUACCUCAAUGCCUUGCCAUUGCCACAGUUCAAGUUGCAAAAAAACUCUCCGGUUGAGCAUCAAGACAGUUGCUGCAGUGAUGUGCCUGGUUCGUCUGAGCAACAAAUGGCCCAUGAUAUAAGGAAUCUUGUCCCUUUUGCACGUCGUAGGCUGCUUGAGCAGUCAAAGAACCUCCCAGCUGCACCUGCUCCCAAUGUGUCUUCCACUGAACAGAUCAUUUCUCUCCCAACUACCAGAAGUAGUGGGACUUUCCCCGCUGUGCCGAAGGGAACAAAGAAACAGUCUCUUGCACCACCACCACUGGUUGAUCCUCCCCUUCCAGGGACUAAUUCAAAGCCUGCUGGCCAGUCAUCCCAAUUCUCUAAUGCAGAGCCAACUGCUCAACAGCCUUCAGCUUCUGGAGAUUUAUGGAAAUAUCUCAUUUCCAUUCCCUGUGUGGUCAUCUUGCUUGCAGUUGUGGCCAUGGUUAUCAUAUGUAGGAGACGAGCAGUAAAAACCAUAGGUCCCUGGAAAACUGGACUAAGCGGACAGCUGCAGAAAGCUUUCGUUACAGGGGUGCCUAAGCUAAACCGAUCAGAACUGGAAACAGCUUGUGAGGAUUUUAGCAAUAUAAUUGACACAAUCGGUGGUUGUACAGUGUAUAAAGGGACACUUUCCAGCGGGGUUGAGAUUGCUGUUGCAUCUAUCAGCGUUUCAUCUUUAGAAGACUGGUCAAAGAACUCAGAGAUGGCCUAUCGGAGAAAGAUUGAUACAUUGUCACGAGUUAACCAUAAGAAUUUUGUCAACCUUAUUGGCUACUGUGAGGAGAAUGAACCUUUCAACAGGAUGAUGGUGUUUGAAUAUGCUCCAAAUGGAACACUUUUUGAGCAUCUGCAUGUUAAAGAAAUGGAACAUCUUGAUUGGAAUACAAGGAUGAGGAUCAUCAUGGGUGUAGCUUAUUGUCUUCAGUAUAUGCACCAUGAUCUGAAUCCUCCUGUAGCUCAUUCAAACCUAAGUUCAACUGCUAUCUUUCUAACAGAUGAUUAUGCUGCAAAGGUUUGGGAAAUUGCUAGUUCAGAGGCUGCACCCAAGUUGAAAACCUCAGGUGAUGGUGAAUCACAGCAUUCCGAAUUGCCACCUUUUGUUGAUCCAGAAGUGAAUGUCUACAGUUUUGGCAUAUUGUUACUUGAAACCAUUUCCGGAAAGCUUCCUUACUCAGAAGAGCAAGGGCCUCUUGAGAAAUGGGCCGGUCAAUAUUUGAAUGAUAAACGGAGCAUCAGCUACAUGAUUGAUCCUACCCUCAAAUCUUUCAAAAAUAAUGAGCUUGAUAUAAUCUGUGAGAUUAUACAAGAGUGCAUCCAAACAGAUCCAAGGCAAAGACCAACAAUGAAGGAUAUCACUUCCAAAUUGAGGCAAGGGAUUAAUAUGCCACCUGAGCAAGCUACCCCAAGGCUUUCCCCCUUGUGGUGGGCAGAACUUGAGAUUUUAUCAAUGGAGGCAGCCUAAUUUCUUUGUAACUCUCUUCUCUGUGUUGUAAGUCAAGUCUUUCUCUUAAUUUGUAUCAAAAUGGAAGGGAAUAGCA
Durio zibethinus is the source of this 3361-nucleotide messenger RNA. NCBI's taxonomy places the organism in Eukaryota, Viridiplantae, Streptophyta, Magnoliopsida, Malvales, Malvaceae. The record is from RefSeq and is a predicted model, not a curated record.